AUGUCGUCCCUUCCUCUCAAUGAUAAAGCUCUCCUUGCUGGGAUUAACUGGCACAUGCAUUUUCUCAACAAUGGGACUUUCGACUCAGAUCUCGGUUGGGAUUCAGAUCUCGGUUCCGAUUUCGAUUCGGAUUCUGGAAGGACUGUCAAACCACGCGACCUCUUUUUCAAUGUGAAUACGAUUCAGAAAACUGUUGAAAAGGAUACGAAAGCUUGCUGUCCUGAUGCUGCUCGUCGUUUGAUGCCGACACGUCGAGAAGGAAGAUGCAGCGCUUACAAAAUGCACCCGGGAUUCUUUGCCGAAAAGUUCCAUUACGAUUUCACGAAGAUUUUGAUUGAUCAGCAAUCAUUCUCUCGUGGCGGAGCUCAUUACAUUCGCCCACUUGGGUCAAUGCGUUAUGCUCUCGAUGUUCUUGACAAAUAUGGGGACAAUGCCUGGCUCGGAUACGUAGGGCGCCAAAGUGCGAACGGCUCUAUUGAUGGCGAAUGGCCAGUUGCUUAUCAUGGAACAACGGAUCCGCGUGCUGCUGAAAUUGUUCGUAGUGGUGGACUUGAUUUGGGGAAAGGAAAUCGCUUUACUUUUGGUUAUGGCAUUUACUGCACACCAGACCCAAAGACUGCGCUCUAUUAUGCAUCUCCUUACGAACAUAAUGGAAAAAGCUACAAGUUGAUCGUUCAGGCUCGUGUCGAUCCAUCUCAUCGUGAAAUUGUGCCCAAAUGGCGUCACAAGUUGCUUUUCCCAACACUCUCAUCAUUACCGGUUUUGAUGGUCUACUAUGUACAAGGCAGCUCGACUACGAUUGUUGUGCCGAAGAUUGCUCGUUCCAUUGUUUCAUUUCUUGGAUUUGAGAUGACAACUUCCCUUGACAUCAAUUUAAGUUAUUAUUGUUAUUGUUAUUUGAUGCAU
Mesorhabditis belari is the source of this 906-nucleotide messenger RNA. Lineage: Eukaryota; Metazoa; Nematoda; Chromadorea; Rhabditida; Rhabditidae. The record is from the annotation of a GenBank genome assembly.